Rhopalosiphum maidis (corn leaf aphid) is the source of this 782-nucleotide messenger RNA. RefSeq lists its product as uncharacterized. NCBI's taxonomy places the organism in Eukaryota, Metazoa, Arthropoda, Insecta, Hemiptera, Aphididae. Bases 56 to 616 code for a protein of 186 amino acids. The transcript is spliced from 4 exons. The record is from RefSeq and is a predicted model, not a curated record.
CUUCACACGUAUUUUAUAUUCUACUUUCAACCUACGAUAAAUACUAAUCAUUGAUAUGAAAGCUUCAAUGACGUCUGUUUUGAUCUCAACAAUAAAUAUUCUGAUAUUGUACGCGAAGAUUGCUCGUUGUUGCGGUGGUUACGAGUUAAUAAUCGAUUAUAUCAAAAACUGCGACUCAGACAACAUUAUUGAACUAUCUGAUAAAUUUAGCGUCGUCUUGAAACCUAAUUGCGAGGUACAUUUCAAUGGAUGCAUUACUUGGCAUGCCAACAUCACCAGUUCUAUAAUCGACUACACCGUCCAAAAGGACUUGAUAAAGAAGUCGGGCAAGAGGGACGGUUGCCAACAGCUGGACAAUAUCAAGCCGUCGAGCGAUAUUGAAAUGGGUUUGGACAUACUCGGAUUGCCGAAGCGCUGUCCCAUUAAUAAGGGAACGGUGUGCUUGGGAAUUAAAUCGAUUAACGUGAGCAAGUAUAAAUUACUAAUGAACGUAUUAGCCGGCCAUCUCAAGGGGAAAUCGUUAAUGACCACUAACGCGGGCAAGUCCUGUAUGGAAUUCUCUGCAAAAUUGGUCAACGCUCUAGUUAAAGUCAUGGGCCAUGGUUUGAUUGGUUGAUAUCAGCUAUAAACUUUAUUAUAUAAUAUAAUUUUAAAAUGUAUUGACGCGUUGAAUUUGAGUAUACCUAUAUAGUACAGGUUAGUCCUAUUUAGUAUAUAUAAUGAACUAUAUAAUAAAUCAUAACUUUAAAACGUAUUAGUCUGUACAUAUGUAAUACAUUAUA